Messenger RNA from Juglans regia (Persian walnut), 1523 nucleotides. RefSeq names its product two-component response regulator ORR23-like. Gene Ontology annotation, biological process: phosphorelay signal transduction system; cytokinin-activated signaling pathway. The coding region runs from base 1103 to 1444 and encodes 113 amino acids. The record is from RefSeq and is a predicted model, not a curated record. The transcript is spliced from 2 exons. NCBI's taxonomy places the organism in Eukaryota, Viridiplantae, Streptophyta, Magnoliopsida, Fagales, Juglandaceae.
CUUUUAUAAAAUAAUGAGUCUCACUAAUAAAGAAUAGUUUUUUUUACACUUAUUUAAGGCGAGGUCCACUUUUUUACAAAAGCUUGUAUGAAGCUUGUCUAUUUGGAGCUUGUACAAAUUAUUUCUCAUUAGAAAAAGAAACUAUAUGUGAGGAGUAAUCCCUAUGGCCGAGCCGGGCCGGGCCGGGCCGGGCCGGGCUAAGAGGGUCCAGGAAGGGAAGCAAUCAGGCAAUGCACACUGAUUAAAGGUAUGGGUGGGCAACGGGGGCCCUCGCUGACCCGUCCCCGACCGCUCCGCCCCCAUGAGGCGGGGCAGAUUACCCCGUCCGUCGCUGCAGGGGGACCCCACCCGCAUAUGAGGCUUCAAGUGGAGGCGAGAGCAGGAUUGGGUGGAACCCCACCCCUCUCCGUUUAUAAUAUAUAUGUAUAUAAACAGAACCGCUUCUAAGCGGUUAGUCCGAUAACUCUUGUAUAACAGCCCUCCACUCAGCUCUUGACACCUCAGCAAAUGCAGUAAUCUCACGAUAGACUCGUGCGCAUGGGAUAGAAGGGGCAAAAACUUCAACUCAGCAUACACAUUUGUGCUUCCGUCAAAAUUCGCGACCGUGUGCUUCCAUGCCGAGGAGGCCUCCACCGCCACCAGUCCACCACCACGUCCAGAGGCAACCGCCACCAGUGUCCUCCUUAGCUGAUUUCACCCAACUCGAUUUCUCCCGAUUUCGGCCCACGAGUUCUUUGCCCACUACACAAGCGUAGACCGCCCCACUCCACCGCAACUGGUCAGUUGCCCACCCUAGGCUUCUUCUGUUUUGUUGGGUUGAAUCCCUUCACUCUGUUCUAGCCAUCACCAUCAUUGUGCAUCUCGUACAGCCUUUACUCACUCUCCAUACCCAUCUCCUCUCUCUCUCUCUCUCUCUCUCUCUCACAGUAGCUCCGUCUGAUCUCUCUCUCUCUGAGUCUCUUGUUCACAUUCUUUUAUCUUCUGGGUUUGGUAAAAAAGCUUGAAAAUUUGAGUCCCAACAUUCAAAAUUGAAACUUUUAUCUGUGCUCUCUGUUUGGUGUUCUGUUUCUCGUCUGAGUCUUUCCGUUGUUGUUAAUUCAAAAUGACUGUGGAGAACCGUAGAGCUGGUGUGGUGGGUGAAGAUAUGGACCAGGACAAAUUCCCGGCGGGUACACGUGUUCUUGUUGUGGAUGACAAUCCAACUUGCCUAAAACUUUUGAACACCUUGCUUCGAAAAUGCCAGUAUCAAGUUACAACGACCAAUCAGGUUGUUAUGGCAUUGAAAAUGUUGAGCGAGAACAGAAACAAGUUUGACCUGGUUAUCAGUGAGGUGAAUAUGCCAGACAUGGAUGGUUUUAAGCUCCUUGAGCUUAUGAGGCUUGAAAAUGGGGAUGCAAACCAGAGAGGAUCUAAUGCUAUUCAGCUCAGCAAUUCAUCCAUAUAACCGCUUACGUGUCACCACCUGAUUGGUGGGCUAUUAUCUCCAAAUAAUCAGCCCGACCGGUGUGCAGGUUUUCUCAUAU